AAAAAAACCUACAACUCCCAAAUUCACGUCGUUCUCCGCUGCCGCCUCUGGUCACUCACUCACCAUCAGGAGAUCUCAGGUUUUCACUUUGGUGAACUUUCUCUAAUGGAAGACAAUCAUUCCGCUUCAAAUGCAACCAAACCUUCAGGUAGUAAAAGAAGUUUCGAAGAUGAUGAAAACAGUAUCUCCAACUCAAAGAAGUGCUGCAUUUGCACGAAAGGGGAUGAAGAAGGUGUUGCAGCAGCUGCAAUGAUUGUGUCACUCAAAGAGAGUCUUCAGAACUGUGAAGAUAAGCUUGCUUCAUGCCAAAGUGAGCUUGAAUCAGCAAAAACAGAGAUUGAUAAGUGGAACUCAGCUUUCAAGAAAGAGUCCUUUGUACCUGCUAGGAAAUCUCCUGAACCUGGAUUUGUGAUUGACUACAUCCAAACUCUAAGAUCUUCCGAGAAGUCUCUGAAAGAAGAGUUGGAAAUUGCACAAAUGAAGUUAGCUAUCCGUGAUCUCAAAUCUCAACUCAAGCCAGAGUCAAUGAAGACAGAUGAGGAUCCAGAGCAGCAAGGAUCGACUCACGCUGGUCCCUCACGUAUCGCAUAUCUCGAGAAUGAGUUGCGGGCAGCAAAUAUGGAGAUCGCACAGUUGAGAGAGGUUCAGGGGGUGAGGGUGGAUGCACUGGAGGAAGCGCAGGCCACGCAAGCCAAGGAGUUCGAGUUACUUAAGAACAUGCUGGCAGUGGCACUACAAAAAUCCCAAAGCUUGGUUCUUACGGCCGCACUUGAGAAUGUUGAUGUGCACAAGUAAUCGAGAUAUUCUCGCAUUUUAGUUUUAGUUUGAACUAAAUGUUAUCGAAGAAAACAUAAUAAUUAUCUGUAACCACGGAUUAACUGAAAACAGUUUAAUGUUAUGCUACCAAAUCAUGGACACGAAAUCGAACUUAAACGAACAACUCCC
Molecule: messenger RNA, 945 nt
Organism: Eruca vesicaria subsp. sativa (arugula)
Lineage: Eukaryota; Viridiplantae; Streptophyta; Magnoliopsida; Brassicales; Brassicaceae
Source: the annotation of a GenBank genome assembly